AAUUAACUCUGCUGACCAGACUUAUCAGAUGAACCUUUGGUAGCUCAUAUCACAGCUGUUUUGCAUUGUGUUGUGUUGAGAGGUUUGUACCUGUGUCAGUGGUGUGGCAGUUUGGGAUGACAGUGGGAGCUGAUCAGCUGGUUGGUUGGACCAUGUGAUGGGCUUGGCAUGGUUCAUGGGAUGUAAAAUGAAAAACUGUGGUGUUCCCUUAACUUUUCAUCUGGUGCUAUCAUCAGGUCAAAAUCUCCUCCACUAUGUUGUACGAUAGUAGUCGUCCAGUACUUUGGAUUUCAAUAAAAUACCUUCAGAACUAACGACAUUCCCAUCAUCCUCAGCUGUACUGUGUGUGAAGUGCUAAUUACCAAAUGCUAACCAGUUAACACACUAAACUAAGAAGCUGCAUGUGGUGAAGUGCUCAUUAUCUAAACGUUAAUAUUGUCAUUGUCAACAUUUUGUUGAGGGAACAAGGACAAGAAGAAAUGUGAUGGACAGCUAGUGAGUGGAUCCUACUCCUACUUCCUGAGAUCAGGCAUGACAUUCCAUGACAGUGUGCAGGUGUAGCUAAUAAACUGACCACACAGUGUGCUGUCAACAGCAUAGAUGCUGGGACUGGCAGGUAAGCUGUCAUUUCAUUGGAUGGGUCACAACAUGCUAACCGUGUUUACACAUACCUGGUCAAACCUAAAAAUAUGAAUAGAGGAUAAUAAGUUCAUAGAUGAGCAGUCGGGUAUCAUCAUCUUGUUUGACCUGAAAAUGUAAAAGUAGUCAGCACUGACCCAAAAUCAGAUUAGUGAACUAACCAGGUUAAGUCAGUGUCCAUGUAAAUCAUGUAAAUGUGCCACUGACAAAGAGAACAACCCACACUCUGUCCUUCUGCUCCCUCCUCUGUCCACAGUUAACUACAGAACACAUGUCCUUUGUGUGUGUGUGUGUGUGUGUGCGCGUGCCCACAGUGGAUAGUCCUGCCAUCCCCACCUGUUGGACAACGUGCCCAUUCUUAUCAAGCCCCCACUUACUUCCUCCAGUUCUUUCUUUCUCCUCUUUUUCUCUCCCCCUUUUCUCUGUAAGACACUUCCUGUUCCUGUUCACAAUCAGCAUCUCUCAUCACUAUGGUGAAGAAAUCUCCCAGCUCUCUGUCUCCCUCUCUUCCAUGUCUGAGACAGGCUUACUAUGUCUCCCCCUCUCUGUAGAGGUCAUUCUGUCACCCGGUGAGGGUGAGAGGGGGAGGAGGGUGAGGUGGGAACUGAUGACUCAGAGAGAGAGGGAGACGGAUGUACUGGAGGAUGAGACAGAUAAAGGAUGAGUCACAGCGUAGACAGUGUGUGAGAGAGAGAGAGAGAGAGAAUAAACAGAGACAGAGAGGUGGACUGUGCUGGUCUUUAGACCGAGGAGGGACAGGGAGGGAAGCGUUUGAGCUGACAUGGAGGCCAUGGUUUGUCCAAUGGGUGGCAGCAGCAGCAGCAGCAGCAGCAGCAGCAGCAGCAGCAGCAGGUUGUUUGGUACCUUGUCCCAGUCACUGAACAGCUCCCCCCUGGCCCAGCCGGACCUGUACGCAGAGGAGAGCCCAGACCAGGACCUGGCCGAGGUAGACCCGGACCAGCUGCUCAGAGAGUGUGAGGAUGUCCUGCAGAGGCGACCGGCCCGGCCGCACCGGGAUCUGGUCUAUCCCAGCGGCACGGCACCCUGCCACCACAAGCACAACCCAUCCAUACGGAUCAUGCAGUGGAACAUACUGGCACAAGCUCUGGGUGAAGGUAAAGACGGGUUUAUCCGCUGUCCACUGGAAGCUCUCAACUGGCAGGAAAGGAAGUACUUGAUCUUGGAGGAGAUCCUCACCUACCGACCCGACAUCCUGUGUCUACAGGAAGUGGACCACUACUAUGACACUUUCCAGCCAAUCAUGGCCAGCCUGGGUUACCAUGGCAGCUUCCUGGCAAAACCCUGGUCUCCUUGUCUGGAUGUAGAGCAGAAUAACGGUCCUGACGGCUGCGCUCUGUUUUUUCGCCGCUCACGCUUCUCCCUCCAGGCCACGGCUCACCUGCGGCUGUCGGCCAUGAUGCUGCCCACCAACCAGGUAGCCAUUGUUCAGACACUACACUGCCGAGUAACCGGGCAGCGGCUGUGCGUGGCCGUCACCCACCUGAAAGCUCGCAGUGGGUGGGAGAGGCUGCGGAGCGCGCAGGGCGCCGACCUCCUGCAGAGUUUACGCAGCAUCACAUCCAGGGGCGGCGGCCAGAGCGAGGCGCCGUCAGCCGUCCUCCCUUUAGUCGUAUGUGGGGACUUUAACGCAGAACCCUCAGAGGACGUUUACAGGCGCUUCAGCUCCUCCCCCCUCGGCCUGGACUCUGCGUACAAGCUGCUGAGCUCUGACAGACAGACGGAGCCAGCCUAUACCACAUGGAAGAUCCGCCCCUCUGGGGAGAGCUGCAGCACGCUGGACUAUAUCUGGUACACCCAUGAUGCUUUGAGUGUGGACUGCCUGCUGGACAUUCCCACUGAGGAGCAGAUCGGCCCAGGCCGCCUCCCCUCCUACCACUACCCCUCUGACCAUUUAUCACUGCUCUGUGACGUCAGCUUCAGGGAUGAACCCCAUAGGCUGAUGUAGGUUUCCAGGACCAACAAGACUGAGAGGAGACUGUUCAUCCACAAUCAAUAAUGAUUUCAUAGUGUAAGUCUGAGUGAAGAGUGUUUCGAAUCUUGGAGUGGAGUCAUGGUGAAGCAAGUGAAACCUGAUCUGAGUGUGAAUAAUCUGCUGCCAUGAAGCUCACACACAAACCCAUGUAAGCAUGUGUCACUUUCUGUUCUCUUGCUAUUAUUUUAAAGAUAAUCAUGAUUAGAGGUUAACCAGACAGUCUCGACAAGUUGGAGUUUGAGUCACAGCAGAGCAAGUCGAGUCUCUAGAGUUUCUGAGCCCUCGAACAAAAUGUUGUGUUCCUUUAACUGAACUUCAACUGACACAGCAGGAGUUCACCUGCUGAAGUCUGAACACUGGACUGCAGUUAUUUAUUGUUUGCUACAUGCACAUAAGACAAAUGUAUAACUUGAUUUUAUUAAAUUAUUCUUUUUAUUCUCUAUCAGUUAGUUUUACUCUAAUAAGCAGAUAUUCUAGUAGUUACUUUAAAUUAUUUUCUACUUAAGUAACCCUCAGUUCUUCAGUUUGACACUGGUGAUCAGGAUCAUGGUGAUCAUGAGGAGAAAUCUUCUAUGUAAAAUAUAAAUAAAGACAUUUUUACUCAUA
Messenger RNA from Lates calcarifer (barramundi perch), 3238 nucleotides. RefSeq names its product nocturnin a (gene nocta). The coding region runs from base 1421 to 2605 and encodes 394 amino acids. Gene Ontology annotation, biological process: circadian rhythm. The record is from RefSeq and is a predicted model, not a curated record. NCBI's taxonomy places the organism in Eukaryota, Metazoa, Chordata, Actinopteri, Centropomidae. The transcript has 3 exons. Gene Ontology annotation, molecular function: poly(A)-specific ribonuclease activity.